UCAGAAGCAGAGGGGGAGGAAGCAGUCCGCCGCCGAGCCCCUGGCUAACUACUAGCGCGGUGGGGGCUCUCAAGGCACAGCGUGCGAACUGCUAGAUUUAGCAUCUGUAAAGGAAGGCAGCCUUUCUUCUAAAAAGCUUUCAGGCUUGGAUCCGAAGUCCUGUGCUGUUUGUCUUGAACUCAUCAUUUACUACUAUGGCUGCAUCCCUCGUUGUAGAGUUUUGUUUUUGUCUAAAUUAAGGAAUUGGAGGCGGAUGGACUAAGUUUUGGAUUGGAACUAGGAUUAGGAUAAGGACCACAUCUACAGCUAUUUGUGAGAACAAGAAGUGAGCUUAAAGCCUGCAGGUGCCUCAAUUCUGUGUUGGCAGAGCCAGUCCUUCAACCACCAUGGCGGAUGGACGGAUCUAUGUGGGGAAUCUUCCAAUGGAUGUCCAGGAGAGAGACAUAGAGGAUCUCUUCUUCAAAUAUGGAAAAAUCCGAGAUAUUGAAUUGAAGAACAAUAGGGGAACUAUCCCUUUUGCCUUUGUCCGGUUUGAAGACCCACGGGAUGCGGAUGAUGCAGUUUAUGGAAGGAAUGGAUAUGGAUAUGGAGACUCCAAGCUCCGUGUAGAGUACCCACGUUCCUCGGGUGCUAAAUUUGGAGGUCCUAUGGGAGGAGGAGGUGGAGGAGGACCUAGGGGAAGGUUUGGCCCCCCAACACGAAGAUCUGAAUUCCGGGUCAUAGUGACUGGUUUGCCCCCAACUGGGAGCUGGCAAGAUCUAAAAGACCACAUGCGUGAAGCAGGUGAUGUGUGUUUUGCUGAUGUGCAGCGUGAUGGUGAAGGAGUGGUUGAGUUUCUUCGUAGAGAGGACAUGGAGUAUGCUCUACGCCGGUUGGAUCGGACCGAGUUCCGCUCCCAUCAAGGUGAAACUGCGUACAUCCGCGUUUAUGAGGAAAGAGGUACUCCAAGCUGGGGGCGAUCACGUUCCCGCUCCAGAUCCAGAGGGCGCUAUUCUCCCCCAUACCAGAAUAGAGGAUCCCCUCAACGCUACCAGUCGCCCCCACGCCAUGCUAUGUCCCGCCAUAGUCCACCCUCCAGGAGACAUCCUCCACAGCACCAUAGCCCCCCACCACGCCACUACCGGUAGAAGGGUUCAUCAUUCUUAAAGGAGUAGGGGAAAAUGUUUUGUAAUUCAAUUUUUUCCUCCCCCAUGCCACCCCCUUUUUUUUUUAACCCCAGGCCUCCUCAUAGGAUGCACCAUUUUUGCUGUUUCUUGCUUGCAGUUUUACAUUCCAUGAUCAGGAUCCCCUGAGCCCCACCCGCUCCCCUCAGCCUUAAAGGGUUUUUUUUGUUGUUGUUGAUUUUUUUGUUUUUUUUUUUGUCUUUUGUUUUUGUUUUGUUCAGCCACAUCCCCAGGGAACCUGUGGAGGCAGAAUUGAUUUCAGCAAGAUACAUGUCAAUAUCAUUGUAUAAGUAACAAUAAAAGCUUUCUUUUAUAAAGAAAUUCUGGGAGUAAUGUCGAUGUCCACAAGAACCAAAACACAGGCAUAAUUUUACACUGUCCAAAUGAAGUUACACAAUUCUGCAGCUAUCAGGCUAACUGUAAUUCUGCUUCUUAAAAUACCCUAGAGCUUGACAAAAUCUUCCAUUUUGUGUGUCACAUUGCUGUAGCCUUGUAAGUUCUAAAAGUGUGGUGAGGCCAUUUUUAAUACACUUUUUUGUUUAUUUUAUUUUAUUUUAUUUCCUUUUUGGAAAGCAGCCAAUCUAAGCAGAAACUAAUCAGUAUCUUCCUUAAAAUAAUGUAUGUAAAAUGAGUGACCUUUUUAGAAUAGUGACACAAGUCGACUGUGAGCCUCACCUUUUUUUUUUUUUUUUUUUUGUAAGUGAUGUGUGGACCUCUGACCGAGUUGGCCUGUAGGUGGACUAUGAUUUGUGAUUUGUAUGCAUCUAAUAUUAUUUUGUUUUCUUCAAAUAAAAAAUGUACAUUUUA
Molecule: messenger RNA, 1970 nt
Organism: Myripristis murdjan (pinecone soldierfish)
Lineage: Eukaryota; Metazoa; Chordata; Actinopteri; Holocentriformes; Holocentridae
Gene: srsf9
Product: serine and arginine rich splicing factor 9
Exons: 5
Coding region: 387-1127 (246 amino acids)
Cellular component (GO): nucleus; cytoplasm
Molecular function (GO): mRNA binding
Source: RefSeq, a predicted model, not a curated record